This is a messenger RNA of Caenorhabditis auriculariae, 5252 nucleotides long. NCBI's taxonomy places the organism in Eukaryota, Metazoa, Nematoda, Chromadorea, Rhabditida, Rhabditidae. The record is from the annotation of a GenBank genome assembly.
AUGUUGUUAACUCGUCGAUUCCACCGCAUCAGAAGUUUAUCGACAUUCAGGUAUACUUAUAACUUUUUUUAUAUUAGAUGAAAGAUUUUUCAGUGGUUUAACGUCUGAAGAGUUCCUGAAAAAAAAAGUCAAUGAACCGAUAUUGGAGUACAAAAAAGGCAGCCGGGAACGGAAGGCACUGGAGCAAGAAUUGUCGCACUAUAGUAAAGUAUUUUGCUUUUUGUUUAAUUAUUUGGUAAUUUUAUUUGAGAAUGUAACCGAAGUUCCACUGCGGAUCGGUAACAAAAAAAUAACGAACAAUUUGGAAAGAAAACAAGUGAUGGUUGGUUUAGUCGUCUUUUCUAAUUUUACAGCGACUUUUUCAUAGCCGAGCGACCACAAAUCAACGCUAGCUCGAUUUACGCAUGCAACCAAAGAACAAAUUACGGUGAUUUGGAUAGAGUUCGAAAUUAUUAGAUUUUUGAGUUUCAGGAAGCUAUUGAUGUAGCACUUCAAGCUCGUGUUUCUUGGGAGAAGAAAUCUUUGAAGUUUUUUUCUUUAAUGAAAAAAGGAUUCUUUUUUUCUUUCCUGCAGAGACCGAGCCGAAAUCCUUCUUAAAGCAGCGGAUUUAUGUGCAGGAAAAUACCGAAUGAGCUUGAAUGCGACGACGAUGUUGGGACAAGGCAAAAACAUCAUUCAGGUGCUCUCAUUUAUUUUGAUUGAUUAGAACUUCAAUUAUGAUCAUCAAAAGAAUUACAGGCAGAAAUAGAUGCAGCUUGUGAACUUAUUGAUUUCUUCCGGUUUAAUGCCGUUUUCGCCAUGGACUUGGAGAAAUAUGAACCUAUUUCUACUAAAUUGAGCAAGAAUACCUUACACUUCCGAGGGAUGGAGGUUUAGAGAAUGUUCUAAUCCGCAUUAGAAAGAAAAGGUUUUUAGGGGUUCGUGGCAGCGAUUGCUCCGUUCAACUUCACUGCUAUCGGCGGCAAUUUGCCAACGGCGCCUGCUCUGAUGGUUUGAAAAACGCUUUUUUUUCAUCGAGUCCAUGUUUUUUUCAGGGCAACGUUUCUCUCUGGAAGCCUUCUGACACCGCAGUUCUUAGCAAUUACAUAAUCUACCAAAUUUUAGAAGAAGCCGGUUGGUUAGAAACCUACAAGAGAACCCUUUUGUUUUCACACAGGAAGUGAAGUCGCAUGAUUUAUCCCGAAAUAACUAUGGAAAUUUCAACAAAUUUAUACUAUUUCUGGUUUUUGGUCUACGAUUUCGACUUUUGGAAUAUUUUCGUGAAUUUUUCAUGAUACUAAUUUUUGAUAAAUAUGAGAAAAAAAAUUUUUCAAAAUGUUUUUUUUUCUAGAUUUGGAUCAUUUUUAUCAUUUUUUUUUUCACUGAAAUUGGCUCGUGUGUUUGUACGCGAAUUCAGAAAUAAAGAGACUGAUUCGUUUUCAGGCAUGCCACCUGGAGUCCUCUCGUUCCUCCCUUCGCAUGGCCCCGAUUUCGGUGACGCCGUGACAUCAUCUCCUCAUCUGAGGUUAUUUUCCAGCCGUUGCAAACUUCAUUGGUUUUGUUUCUAGUGCUAUCAACUUUACUGGCUCCGUGCCAACUUUCAAGCAUCUCUGGAGACGCGUCGCCGACAACUUGGACCGUUACGUCACUUUCCCUAAACUCAUCGGAGGUUUUAGCAUUUUUCAAAUCCUUCAUGGUUAUUCAUCUGCAGAGUGUGGUGGGAAAAAUUUUCAUUUCAUUCAUCCGUCUGCACACCUCGAUUCAGUAGCCACAGGUUUUUUCAACAUUUGUUUCAAUAUACUAUUUAAACUCCGUUUUCAGGAACAAUUCGGUCGGCGUUCGAAUAUUCUGGUCAGAAAUGUUCGGCCUGCUCCAGAAUGUACGUGCCGAAGUCUAUCUGGGAGACGCUGCUCAAGAAGUUGUCGGAAAUCCACUCUCAGCUGAAAGUUGGAGACGUUCGUUCCUCCUGUCCAGCCAUAUAUGGUCAUGGGUAGAAUUUCAGGUUCGAGACGGCUCUGUUUUCAUGUCUGCCGUGAUCGACGACAAAUCUUUCGACAGAGUCAAAAAAUAUAUAGGUCCGCUAAGAGUCUUUUCAUAUGCAUUGCUCAAUCUGAAGAUUACGCCAAAACGGGAGCUGAUGGUGCGAAAAUUCGCCUCGGUGGUACUUAUGACGACUCGAAGGGAUAUUUCGUUCAACCUACCAUCAUCACGGUCACCAAUCCGAAGAGCAAACUUCUCACGGAGGUUUGCUAGUUUUCGAGAAGACUCACCGAGUUUUUCUGACUCUAAAGGAGAUCUUCGGCCCUGUUCUGACGGUGUACGUGUACAACGACGCUGACGUCGACAAGGUGCUCGAAAGUGUGAAAGACGCGACUCCGUUUGGUCUGACCGGCGCCGUUUUCUCUCAAGACAAGGACUUCCUCUACAAGUAAAUGCGGCCUUUUGUUUAUGAGUUGACUUUUGAUCAGAGCUCGCGACGUUCUGCGAGACGCGGUCGGCAACAUGUACCUCAACGACAAAUCCACUGGUUCCAUCGUCGGACAACAACCUUUCGGCGGCGCUCGUCUCUCUGGUUAGUUUAAUCGGGUCGUAUCGCCUUUCAAGCCGACAGAACUUCACAUCAAAGCGUCGAUUCGUUCAGGUACGAACGACAAGGCCGGCGGCCCUCACUACGGAAUUCGCUGGACGUCGCCUCUGACCAUCAAGGAGACCUCGGUGCCCCUUUCUGAUUGGCGCUAUCCGUCCAUGGACUGAAAAUCCAUUUGUACCCACCAAUUGUUUUUUUUUAUCCGGUUUUCUCAUGAUUCCUCGGUCAAAGUUUGUAGAAAGUGUUAGCUUUUGUCGUCGUAUUUAGAUAUUGGACAUAAUAGAUUUACAUAAUAAAAACAAAUUGCAUAAUAAAUAGCUUGAAAGCCCCACCAGUCAUUAUUGCUUUAUCCUUUCGUUACUGUUUUUUUUCGCACUCACCAAUGAAUUCGUUAUUAUUAUUACUUCUUUUUUUCUCUGAAUCAGUAUGCGGUUUUCGCCCUGCAGCUAUAUUUUCCACAUUUUGAUUUUUCUUUGAGUGAUUUUUAUGCAGAGAAACGGUGAUGGGCUGCGGACAAAUAACAGAUUGGACGGAUGUUUCUUUCGAGUGUGAGUUCGGCUUUGAACUUUCACUGGCAGUCAUUUCCCUCAUGCGGAGGAACACGAAACCUUUUAUUUUUUAUGAAUUAUGUUUGAGAAAAAGAAUGAUUCCAAAGAAAAAAGGAAAUUUUGAACUUGCAGUCGGACGAACGGCUUUGCGCUCGUGGCGAGAGACGGGCGUCCGCAGAAGCGAAGAAGCCGUCGAACUCUGGGAACACGUCAUCAGCCGAUCUCCCCUUACUCUCGGCGACGAACGGUGGCCUGUUUACGAGCAGGUAACACACAAUAUUCACAAGUUAAUCGUUCAAAUUUUUCUAAAAUUACGAGAAGCACUUUUCAUUUAUCAACUACAGCCUUCCACACAAGUUUAAUUACACCUCGAAAGAUCCUAUAGAAAAAUGACUAAUUAACCUAGCAGAAAACGUAGUGCGGUCGAAGUAAAGAGGCUCAGACAUUCCAAAAACUCUUUUUAUUUUUGAAGAUCAGCUUCAUCUCAAAAUAAAUCCUCCUCAUAAAAUUUUUUCAAAAAGUUACACUUAAAAGAGUCAAUCGGAUCGAUGCAGCCGAACUGGUAGAAAAACUGAAAUGGCCUGUGAAAUUAUAAAAAAUUCUUAUAAAUACUCGAAACUUUUUUAUUCUCCUAUUUGACGUUUUUAUAGGAUGUUCAAUACUUUGAGAGCUCGGAAAAGCUUGAGUCGAUCCAUAAGAGAUUCUAAACAACGUUAUAUCUCAUCCUUCAUAUGUCAUUUUUGAACAAAAAUUACGCAAACCAUUUUAGUUGGAACCGACUAUUCUCAAAAACAAAAAAUUUGUGAAAGCUUCAAUAUUCAACUACAACAAGAACGUUUUUCAGAAACCAUGUAAUUUCAAGCAAAAAAAGAUCUUAUGGAAAAAGUUGAAAAUCCACUUUUUAGUUAUUUUCAGUGUUUGGGAGCUAGGAAUUUUGGUUCGUUCUGAACACCUCAUAAUAUUAUUUAAAUUUGUUUAAAAACGUUGUUAUGCACAACAUAUAAAAAAAUUUUUAGUAGAUUCUGAUCGCUUACCAGACCGAAUUUAUAGCCAAAAAAACCAAAUAGGUUUUUUUCGUUAUGGCCAGCACUGUAUAUUGAAUAUCUCAAUAGAAGUUCAGAUUUGCGUAGCGGCUCUAGACUGUGCUCGCGUCGAUCUGGCGCAGUCCUGCAUCGAGGCUUUGGAGACGAGGUUCCCGAACAGCAAACGCGUCCAGAAGCUGCACGCGAUGCGUCACGAGGCCACCGACCAGUAGGCCCCUCUGCCGAAUCGCCAGAUCACUUCUUAGUUUUCAGGUAUCCGGCUGCCGUCGACAUCUAUGAUCAGUUGAUUGAGGCUGAUCCCACCAACAAUGUUGUCUCCCAUUAUUUUGAAACAUUUCAAAUCGAUUUCAGGGCUUUCGGAAAAGAAAGAUUGCUGCGCUUUUGGGUCAGGGAAAACGUCUGAGCGCGAUCAAGGAGUUGAAUGAAUACCUCAAGGUGUUAACUUUGUUUCACAUUUUUCGCAACUUCUUACUUCAGAUUUUUCUGAAUGACGUCGAGGCAUGGCUCAAGCUGAGCGAGUUGUUUCUCCAGGAAAAUGACCUUAGCAAGGCGGCUCACUGUUUGGAGGAAUGCGUCCUCGUCUCGGUACGAUAGCAACGAAUGCAUAUAAAUAAUUAGUAAUAUUAAGCCACUGAAUUCAAUGUAUCUACGGCGGCUCGCGGACAUCCGCUACACUCAGGUGCGAUCCUUAUGGGACCUUUUUUGGUUCAAAAUAGCUUUCCUCAGGGAGGUCAGGAAAACAUAGAACUGGCGCGAGCUUACUACGAGAGAGCAGUCAAGCUUCACCCCAACGACAUGCGUUCGCUCUAUGGAAUCACUUUGGUUUGUCCUCAGAGAUUCGAGGUUUUUGAAAUUUCCAUUCAGUGCUCUAAUCAACUAGCUUCGCUGCUGAAAACCGCCAGUGAAAAGAAAAAGUCGGCACAAACGGCGUCGAAUUCUCUCAACUCCAUCAUCAACAGAUAUUCAAAAGUGAUGAACUUAUUUUUCGAAUAAGAAUAACAUUAUAUCUUUCUCCAGGUAAAAAACGAUGAGAAUCCUGAAGCGGAUUCCCUUGUAAAAACUCUACAGACACUAAAGAAUAAUUUUUCCAAAUAA